CUGCUAUGUUUAAUUCAGCCAUUCAUUUUCAAGUUUCUUAUUCGUUUCCUUGCUUUAUUACUUCAACACUAUAACCUUUCUAUUAUUUUUUUCUUUUGUAAUUGUAAUCUAGGGUUUCAAUUUGGUCAAUUCAAUUCAAUUCAGUUUCAUACUCCGCCCGGAUCCGAUCCAUCACAACUCGGAGCUGUUCCGGGUAAACUAUCGGUUUAGUUUCUCAGAAUUAGAUAAAAAUGUUCUAUGGAUCAAUAGUAUGGGAUCCAUGGCUAAUAGUAGCACAAAUUCUCUGUCUUCAAUGCCUAUAUUACAUCACUCUCGGCUUAUUCUUGUCAAUUCUGGUGGGCACGCGCGUCUCUCGUAUGAGCCUUUUUUAUCUCUUUGAUUUUGCUGCUGUUACUGCUUCUACCAUCACUGGUUGCUGCGUCAUUGCCUCCUUUCUUCUCACCUCCGUCGCCGGAGCUGGAUAUAUGCUUUACUUGAUUGAGAGGGCAAAGAAGUGCUUAGAUUUUUCUGCAACCAUAUACAUUUUUCAUCUCUUUUUAUGCAUUAUCUAUGGAGGUUGGCCUUCCUCAAUAACAUGGUGGGUUGUUAGUGUUACCGGACUUGCAGUCAUGGCUUUGCUUGGUGAAUAUCUGUGUAUUAGACGUGAACUUAGAGAUAUUCCAAUCACACGUUACCGAUCAAAUGUUUGAUUAACAAGGAAAACUUAACACUAGGAAGAGGCUUUUGUAAUAUGAUCAUAUUUACCAGUCAUGCAAUGGUUACAAGAAGCUCUUCGAUGAAGCUGUUGAUAUAUGACAUCCAAAUUGUAACAGGAAAAUAGUUUUUCUCUACAGAUUCUUUCCUAUACUGGAGUUAGUGAUAGAGAAUGGACAGAGAACAUGAAGAAGGUGCAUAAAAGAUGGGGACGUGGAGAAAUCGUGACUAGGUAUGAAUUAUGUUGGCAAACUCUUAGUGUACAAUGAUAGGGGGUUCUUAGGAAGAUGAUGACUGUUGUUCUUCCGGUAUUAUUUUCUGGUUCAGUGCCUAUAAUUCAAUGACCUUUCGAGGAUCUUUCAUGUCUGCCCAUGAACUGAGAAAAUUUAGUUUCUGGAUUUAGACUUCUAGGUCCAGUAAACUGACAUUCAUAUUUUGUCAAUAUUUACAGUAUGAUUUUUUAA
This is a messenger RNA of Mercurialis annua (annual mercury), 1157 nucleotides long. RefSeq lists its product as uncharacterized. The coding region runs from base 231 to 689 and encodes 152 amino acids. NCBI's taxonomy places the organism in Eukaryota, Viridiplantae, Streptophyta, Magnoliopsida, Malpighiales, Euphorbiaceae. The record is from RefSeq and is a predicted model, not a curated record. Gene Ontology annotation, cellular component: Golgi membrane; trans-Golgi network. The transcript is spliced from 3 exons. Gene Ontology annotation, biological process: Golgi to plasma membrane protein transport; protein localization to Golgi apparatus; Golgi to endosome transport.